Nilaparvata lugens (brown planthopper) is the source of this 3165-nucleotide messenger RNA. RefSeq lists its product as uncharacterized. Gene Ontology annotation, biological process: G protein-coupled receptor signaling pathway; gamma-aminobutyric acid signaling pathway. Bases 21 to 2324 code for a protein of 767 amino acids. Gene Ontology annotation, cellular component: membrane; G protein-coupled receptor heterodimeric complex. Gene Ontology annotation, molecular function: G protein-coupled GABA receptor activity. The record is from RefSeq and is a predicted model, not a curated record. NCBI's taxonomy places the organism in Eukaryota, Metazoa, Arthropoda, Insecta, Hemiptera, Delphacidae. The transcript is spliced from 12 exons.
AUGUGCCGGCGCGUCACCUGAUGAGCAACGGCGAGAUCAUCAAGUUUCGGAUGGAGAUGUCGCAGCGAGUGACGCAUCAGCUGGUGACGCACAUCUUCGCCAUCUACGUGCAGGAGGUGUUGGGCUACCAGGGCGUAGAGUUGCUUGUCAGCCGCGACAACUUCAACACGACACACUACCUGUCGCGUCUCACCGAAUCUACCAACAGUAUCGACUCAGUACCAGACGUGAUAGCGAACUUGGAGCUGUGGUUGCCGCCCGAAACGAGUCUGUACUCACAGAAAGUUCAUGACCAUUUCAGGGAAGCUGGUAACUCUGGACCUCCUGGAAGAUUCGGGUGGUUCUUCCCGCGCCGGCACCUAGGCGCCACGCCGACCAUGGACCACUACUCGGUGCUUCAGUCGCCGAACAGCUCGGCGAUAUUCGCCGUCGGCGCCGGCGAGUUGGAGGCGUUGCGACGGCGCUAUGCAGUGAACGCCACGAGCGGCAAAUAUUUCUGUGACGCCGACGUCUGCAAGGAUGGCGUCUUCACGCCCAAGCAUGCAACCAGUUUUGUGGUGGAGCACAUCAACCACCUGGGCCUGUUCGUGCAAGUGCUGUGGGUGGGAGACAACCUGGAGAGUGCCGUUCAAGACAUGCACAACGUGCUGGAGACGGAAGAGGCCGCACUACACGCACGGCAACGACGGUCGGACGAGGCCGCACUAGAAGAAAGCCGGUGGUUGUCGGACGAGGCCUUGCUACACGGACCGCAUCGAAGGUCGUUUGUGUUCCUGCACUGGACGCCAUCGCGACUGGUCGUGCCCGAGGACGACCGCUACGUCUCGGUUGCGUUCCCGCCGUGCGAAUCGCUGUCGUCGACGGCUGCGGACGGCUGCAAGUACGACCUCAAUCGACUCGUCAAGAUCAUCUGGUCAAGGCUCGAUAAGGCUGGGCCCUAUAUACAUAAUGCACUGAUCAACAUGGAGUUUAAGGCGAGCGAUUACCGCGACCUGUUGCAGCGAUACGAGCGCGGCCUGGCGUUGGGUAGGGGCAUCUACGACGUGGCCUGUGAUUGGAUGCGCGACAACCUCGCUGUCUACGAGCGCUGGACAGCCGAAACUGUCGACGUCAGCGAAUUGUACAUUGGCGGCAUAUUCCCUGUGCUCAUACCUGAGUACAACGGCCAGGGUAUACUGUGGGCGUCGAAGAUGGCGGUAGACGCAGUGAAUGCCAACAGUUCGGUGUUGAGCGGCUACAAACUGACUCUUCUUCCCAAGGAUGGCAAGUGUCGCUCGGAUGCCGUCAUUAAGAGUUUCGUUGAGUUCAUCAAAGCUGAUCGAUUCCCCAAACUGGCUGGCAUUUUAGGUCCAGCUUGUUCGGACUCAGUGGAGCCGCUGGCAGGAGUGGCCACCAUCUACAAGACAGUCGUCAUGAGUUACAGCGCAGAAGGAUCCAACUUUUCCGACCGCGUCAAGUAUCCCUACUUCUUUCGAACUAUCGGAGAGAAUUAUCAGUAUACGUUUGUGUACAUGCAGCUGAUGAAGAAGAUGAAGUGGCAGCAGGUGGCAGCCAUCACUCAGGACGGCACCAAGUACGGCCAAUACAUCUCCAAGCUGCAGGACAAGUUCACCGAGAACAAGAUGCGAUUCCUGUCCAACCGCAAGUACCCCGUCGACCGGGAGCGCGGAUCCAUGCGGAAGUACCUGUUGGAAAUCAAGAAGGCGAAGAUAAUAAUCGCUGACAUCUACAACGACGCGGCGCGCGACGCGAUGUGUGAGGCGUACAAGCUGGGCAUGACUGCGCGCGAGGGCUAUGUGUGGUUCCUCCCCAUGUGGAUGAACCCGCACUGGUACAACACCACCUACUACAACCAAGUUAACAACGAGAACGUCUCCUGCACCACUGACCAGAUGAUCAAGGCGAUCAACGGCCACCUGGGUCUGACGUUUGCGCACUUUGGCCGCGACUCUGACGUCACCCUGGAGAACAGGACGGUGAGCGAGUGGAAGAAGGAGUACCGCGACAUCCUGGCCAAGAAGCGCGACGAGGAGUCCAUCUACAGUGGCUAUGCCUACGACGCCGUCUGGACCUACGCCCUGGCGCUCGACAAACUGCUCAACCUAAACUCGUCAUAUCUGUCCAAUCUGCACAACGAGGACACUGUCAAACUGCUGGUGCAGUUCAUAGCGGACACGGACUUCAUGGGUGUUUCGGGCCGAGUGCAGUUCAAGGGUCGCUCCACGCGGCUGUCUGACAUUCACGUGGUGCAGUGGCUCAACAACAAGACGCACAUUGUUGGCACUUUCCAUCCCAACGACUCGGAUCCCGACGGUGGAGUGUGAGUCAUACAAUUUGAAUAUACACAUUUCAUAUAACCUCACGUAAAACGUACCAUGAUCUUUAUAAAUCGCCAAUCCACAAACUCCCACUACUUCUUUUUUCAUUCUAAAUUGUUGAUAUUCAUUCAUUAUUUAUCAAUUACUUUAUUGAGCAUAAUAUAUCUCUACAGAUCAUCAUCUGCCCUGUUGUCUUGUAACGUAAAAUAAAAAUUAUAACAAUGCUCGAUUUUGAUUACUUAUCGUUUUACUACGCUGUCUCCAAUAUAUUCCAUAAAUGCUAUAUUUAUUAUUCUCAAUCUACGUACUCAAUUAUAAAACAGCAAUAAACUUCUCACUAUUAAAUGAUUUAGUGGGUAAAUUAAAUUGGUAUUUUUAAUUAUAUUAUCAUAAAUAUUUAUUCUAUAGUGAAAGUGUUCCUUUUGGUAAAUAAACUGUGAUUUGGUUUUGAUCCCUGACCCUUGUUCACCAUUAAAAGCGAGUUUUGAAACUCCUACAUACUGAAAUAAUCUUAUGAGUUUAUUCAUUUAUUUAUUCGAGUAUAAUCUCUUUGGAGACAACCGUUGAACACCCAAUAGUUAUAAAAAGGAAAGAAGGAACAAAAAACCGUUCAUUACGAUCAAAAAGUAUUAACAAUUAUUAUGAAAAUUUAAAAAUUCAUGCAUCUUGAAUGGAAUAAAUGGAAAAUAGUGAAAAUGAUGAGGAAUAUUGAAAUUUUAUUGGUGGUUAUAGAUAGAUAGGCCUUUAUUCUUAGAUUAGAUUAGAUUAUUCGUUAAAGUUUUUAGAUUAGAUUAGAUUAUAAUAUAUAUAAUAAUUAUAGAUAAUAGUUAUAUUUAGAUUAGAUUAU